CGUAUUUUUUAAACUAUUUUUUGAUAGUUUAAUGAAGUUAGUACCUCCAAAUUAAACGUCAGUAUUUUUAAUGUGAACAACUUGAUGCCAUCUGUCGACAUUAUCAGAUAUUAAGCUUAAAAUAACAUGUUAUUAGCACUAGUAAUAAUUAGAGUGGACUAUAAAUAAUCACAAUUGUUUAAAGAUGAGUUGCACAGAUUAUUUUUUCAAGUAUCAAUGAAUGGUUUCAUCCUAACUAUGAAUAAUUCAAAAAUAAAAUUCAAUUGUCUUCGCUUGUUACUUUCUAACGUGAGAUCAAGCAACCUGAAUUUUACAGUAUUAAUAUUCUGCUCUAUACUCAGAUGAUAAAUAUUUUUAUUUAAUCUGUUAUCACGAUUCUUCUCGUGAAAGUUGAUGAAGUGUAACGCUCUUGACAUGUGCCCUUUUUUAUUGCACAUGACUGUCUAAAUUUGAAUGAUAUUUAAUCCGAAUUCGAUUUUUUAAGUAUUUGUAUUGUUCAAUACGUAUUCUAAUCAGGUUUGUUCUAUAAUAAAUUACCGAGAUGAACGUACUAAAUAUCACGCUUCAGGUGAAAGGUUGGAUGCCUUCGUAGGAAGUGACCUCGUUUCUGAAAAAAAUAGAAAUUUAGGUCGUUCUUAUGUUUUCUUUCCGAUUUAAAUAUCUUAUGUACAGAUAUGGUUGGUUACUUUUGAUAGAAAUAUAUGUAUAUUUUGCAGAUGCUGAAUCGGUGAAAAGUGACAGUGCUAUUCUUCCUACUGUAACUGUGCGUGGUUUUCUAAACUUUCGAACUACGGUGGACAAUACUGUUAUAGUAUUUACUUCGGCUGAAUCUACUGCCACGGCAAAACCGACUAUUGCCAUAACUACUACAACCACCACAUCAAAAAAGGCAACUCAAAGCAAUACCGUUGAUUCACAAAUUGCUUUAGAAUUACAAGAGUUGGCUUACACUCAAUCUCCAGAAAAAAAUUCUGUCGGGUUAUACAAACUUGGUUCGGAUUUGGAAAGUGAUGCUCGUUCUGGUAAAAAUUCUUUUAGUCACAUUUCCGAUAAUGUCGUCGUACCUUCUCCAGUUAAUGUCAUUUCUGAUGAGACCCAGCAUCCCAGUAACAGAAUUGAGACAUCUCAACCUCAAUAUCCAACCGGUUUAGUUACUGUUCUAAGAGCAUCCAGAAUCGAUAAAGAUACCACUACUAUCUACGAAACCAAAGUUAUUGGAACAUACAUAGAUGGAAAAUAUGCACAGAUCCUGCAAAGUACAUCAGACAUAAUAAAACCGUCUUCGGUUAUUCAAAGUGUAAUCAAAUCUACCUCUUCUGUUAUACAACAAAAAGUUGAGGAUACGCAGAAAACAUUGCCAACUACACAGAAAUCCACAUCGUCUACUACUCAGCAAAUAAUUGAAAGUACGCAUAAAACAACGACCACAACUAGUAAAUCAACAACUACUACUUUUUCAAGUACAAACAUCCAGUCAUCGUUUGAAAUUCCCGAUCAAACAAUUCAAUAUACCUCUCAAACCCAAUCGUUAGAUUUAAUAAAAACUAAUGAAAAACCAAUCAAGAGUUCCAUCACAGUUACUGAUGAAGAUAAUAGAGUUCAGAGUUCACCACAAGUCAGAAGAACAACAUCGAGAUACAGAUACAUUCAUCCUUCUAGAGAAACUCAAACGGUACGUCUAAAUCGCUUUAAAGUUAGAUUGAGUCUUCGCCAAGAUUCUGAUGAAACUACUACUACCGAAUCUGACAUUCCUGAAGAUGUUUGUUCUAUAAUAAAUUACCGAGAUGAACGUACUAAAUAUCACGCUUCAGGUGAAAGAUAUGGUUGGUUACUUUUGAUAGAAAUAUAUGUAUAUUUUGCAGAUGCUGAAUCGGUGAAAAGUGACAGUGCUAUUCUUCCUACUGUAACUGUGCGUGGUUUUCUAAACUUUCGAACUACGGUGGACAAUACUGUUAUAGUAUUUACUUCGGCUGAAUCUACUGCCACGGCAAAACCGACUAUUGCCACAACUACUACAACCACCACAUCAAAAAAGGCAACUCAAAGCAAUACCGUUGAUUCACAAAUUGCUUUAGAAUUACAAGAGUUGGCUUACACUCAAUCUCCAGAAAAAAAUUCUGUCGGGUUAUACAAACUUGGUUCGGAUUUGGAAAGUGAUGCUCGUUCUGGUAAAAAUUCUUUUAGUCACAUUUCCGAUAAUGUCGUCGUACCUUCUCCAGUUAAUGUCAUUUCUGAUGAGACCCAGCAUCCCAGUAACAGAAUUGAGACAUCUCAACCUCAAUAUCCAACCGGUUUAGUUACUGUUCUAAGAGCAUCCAGAAUCGAUAAAGAUACCACUACUAUCUACGAAACCAAAGUUAUUGGAACAUACAUAGAUGGAAAAUAUGCACAGAUCCUGCAAAGUACAUCAGACAUAAUAAAACCGUCUUCGGUUAUUCAAAGUGUAAUCAAAUCUACCUCUUCUGUUAUACAACAAAAAGUUGAGGAUACGCAGAAAACAUUGCCAACUACACAGAAAUCCACAUCGUCUACUACUCAGCAAAUAAUUGAAAGUACGCAUAAAACAACGACCACAACUAGUAAAUCAACAACUACUACUUUUUCAAGUACAAACAUCCAGUCAUCGUUUGAAAUUCCCGAUCAAACAAUUCAAUAUACCUCUCAAACCCAAUCGUUAGAUUUAAUAAAAACUAAUGAAAAACCAAUCAAGAGUUCCAUCACAGUUACUGAUGAAGAUAAUAGAGUUCAGAGUUCACCACAAGUCAGAAGAACAACAUCGAGAUACAGAUACAUUCAUCCUUCUAGAGAAACUCAAACGGUACGUCUAAAUCGCUUUAAAGUUAGAUUGAGUCUUCGCCAAGAUUCUGAUGAAACUACUACUACCGAAUCUGACAUUCCUGAAGAUGACGAAGUAACAGAGCCAAAUAGAGAAGAAGUAACUAGUCCUCUACCACCUGUCGAUCCGGCUCGAGUGGAAUAUAAAUUAACUACUUUAACCCGAGAAGUUACUUUACACGUGGGUAGAAGGAAAUCUGUAAGAACUCUUACCAUUACUACUACUGUGCCACGCGUUUUGCACUCAACUGAUAUUCUACAAAAUAGUACCGAAUUUUUACUGAAUCCGAGUACAGAUAGCUAUAUUCCUUUGGAAACUCCAUCUUUAGUUCUUUCACGAACAUAUUCAACUACAGAAAACACUUUCAAGACUUCUUUAGUACCUGUUUUCGAUGGAUUGAAGACAGUUAUGCAUACAAUUACAGAAAGCUUUCAUAUUCUGAAAAUCGUCACAGCAUUUAAAACUCUCCCACCUGGAAAUGUUACAUUCUUAGAAGAUGAUGAAUUGUUAGACUUGCCUAGUAACGAUAGUAGCAUAAUUCCUACAGAACCUGUAGAAAUAACACCGACAUUAGCUAUCACUUCACCACCAAUGGAGACGCCGUAUUUAACAAAAUUAGAAUCAAGUUACACUCCUAUAGUUAGCUCUUCUACAUCUUUACCUAUCAAAUAUGCAAAUAAUCCCUUGUUAAGUUUAGGAGCGGCUUUAUCUCAAAAUCCGUUAGCAGCUGUGUAUUUGGGAUUACAGCAAUUGAAUCGACAAGUUACGUUGUAUUCUACCAUCACCAAGACAUCAUCUUACGUCACUACUGAUACUAUCUACAGCACUAAAACUGUACGUUAUUUCCUCGGUGGUACUUCUAGAGUUAAAAAGAUAACAGAACCCGUCUCUACUACUGUGAGAACCAUUACUUCGACUACGACCAGCUUGGAACCGUAUUUAAAUACCUUAGCCUUCCAACAACAGCAACAACACCUACAACAAUUGAUCGCUACUCAAAUGCCUCUUCCACCACAAUUCAGUACUAUCACUUCGUCCUACACAACAGUCACGACAGCAACUAGUUACAGUACCCGAGUUUAUACCUUGAUCUAUAACGCGAUCAGUACCAAGUACAGAACAAUUACAAGUACCAGUCUGUAUCCUACAACGGUGACAUUAUAUAGCACCAAGGAGGUGCCUAUCAGCGUGACUGCACCGACUGCCUUCCCCUACAGCACGCAAUAA
This is a messenger RNA of Centruroides sculpturatus (bark scorpion), 4063 nucleotides long. Its product is annotated as cell wall protein DAN4-like. The transcript has 5 exons. NCBI's taxonomy places the organism in Eukaryota, Metazoa, Arthropoda, Arachnida, Scorpiones, Buthidae. The record is from RefSeq and is a predicted model, not a curated record. The coding region runs from base 638 to 4063 and encodes 1141 amino acids.